AUGGCGGCAAGCGAGCAGAGCUCGGAGUCCUCAACGUCGUCCUACGCAUCAUCCUACUCCGCGUCCUCGUGCUCACCCAGGUCCGACGACGCCGGCGGCGGCAAGAAGCAGCAGUGCAACAGCAACCGGAAGCGCGCGCGCGACCCAGACCCGUCGGCGGCGGCGACGACAGCGGCGCCGUCGUACCGGGGCGUGCGGAUGCGGGCGUGGGGCAAGUGGGUUUCGGAGAUCAGGGAGCCGCGCAAGAAGUCGCGCAUCUGGCUGGGCACCUUUCCGUGCCCGAAGAUGGCCGCGCGCGCGCACGACGCCGCCGCGCUGAGCAUCAAGGGCGCCCGCGCGGUGCUCAACUUCCCGGACCUCGCGCCCGCACUCCCACGGCCCGCCUCCCUCUCCCCGAGCGACGUCCAGGCCGCCGCUGCGCGCGCUGCCCUCAUGCACGAUCAUGACCACCGGUGCUCAUCCGCACCAACCUCUCCAGCGGCCGCGCCGACCUUGCCGUGCGGCAAUGCUCCGGCGGCACGCGACCAACCGACCGCACGAGAUGAGCCGAAGCAGGAGCCCAGCCGGGGGAGCGAUCAGCACCAGGAGGAGCAGACGGCGCCACAGUUGGACUUGGCCGAGCUGGUGUUCGACGAGCUGGCGCCGCUGUGGGUGGAGGACGUAGUGGAUUUCGCGCCGUCCGAUCACUGCUGGACGGCAUACGAUUGUCUUGAUCCGGUCGGCUUCCAGCCUCUCCUGUGGGAAUAUUAG
Molecule: messenger RNA, 750 nt
Organism: Lolium rigidum
Lineage: Eukaryota; Viridiplantae; Streptophyta; Magnoliopsida; Poales; Poaceae
Product: ethylene-responsive transcription factor ERF038-like
Exons: 1
Coding region: 1-750 (249 amino acids)
Biological process (GO): regulation of DNA-templated transcription
Molecular function (GO): DNA-binding transcription factor activity; DNA binding
Source: RefSeq, a predicted model, not a curated record